CACCUCCGCCAAUCCACCGGCGACCUCCGCGGCACGCACUCGUGCGCUCUCGAUAUACUCUCCACUUGUUUACGUUCGCGAUGCCGAUGGCGGCGAUUCACGCUUAUCAGAAUCUUGGUGUCGAUCAGAAACUGACGCACCUACAAACUGCGGGGCAGAGAAGGCUCGCACCUGCUCCUAUUGAUGCCUCUCGGUGUAAGAAAAAGACUUACCUGCAUCAACCUUACCCGGCUCAACCUGCUUCAGUGGCCAGAAGAAAUGCAAGAGAACGGAACAGAGUGAAGCAAGUGAACAAUGGAUUUGCGCAACUUCGUCAACACAUCCCAUCAGCUGUCACAGCAGCAUUGGCUGGAGGAAGGGGUUCAUCUCGUAAAUUAAGCAAAGUGGACACAUUGAGAUUAGCAGUGGAAUACAUCAAGAGUCUGAAACGAUUAUUAGAAGAGGGCGAAGAAGGAUGCUCAGAUACACAAAUUGGGCUAAGUUUAAAUACAAGUGGUCCCCAAACUCCUCCAUCAUCGGAAGAAUCACAUUCACCUGCUCCAUCAUUAAUAUCUGAAAGCUCUGCAGGACCUAAUUGUCAUGAUGCAUAUGAUUCAUAUGAACCCAUGAGUCCGGAGGACGAAGAAUUGUUAGAUGUCAUAUCAUGGUGGCAACAACAGUGAUUUAAGGAACCGUGCAUUACGGUGAUCAAAGAGAGGCUAUAGAGCGGCUUGUGAAAAACAAGUAUUUCUCGAGAGCAGUUCGAGCGACGAGCGCGAGGGACUCUGAGAGAACCUUUAAUUAAGCGCAAUCAGUAUAUUCUUAAUGAGAGGGGAUAAUGGUGGACUACAACGACCUCAUCGAUGCAUUCCGCCGACCGGCCACCGAACGAAUAACCUUAAACGCAUUUCAUACAUCGAUGGAAUAGCAAAAUAAAGACUGAAUUCAUCAUUUGUUCCACAUAAGCAUUUAGAUUAUAUUAAGAUUCCAGAUAUUGCUGUGCCUUAUAUUAUUACGACUUCCAAUUAAGUAUUAGUAUUAACAUAGUUUAUUAUCGUUAUCUAGUCAUUACUGUUAAGUUUAGUAUUUAAGAACUCUUCCUCAGGUUUUGUAGAUUGUGACUUUUACCUAGUAUUAGUUGUUACCUUUUAGUAUGGCUUUGUGCUAUAAAACUCGUGAAUAUGUUAAAAUUUUUCGAUAUCUUGAGACAAAGACUUUGAGUGUAAAUAUAUAAUUAUAGUACCGUAACAAAGAUUCCUAAUAUUAUAAGAUUUUUAUCAAGAGAACUGUUUAUAGUUUGUAAAAAGCAAAUAUCAGUAAUCAACCGAAUGGUUGUUUCUGUAAAUAAAUAUUAUA
Messenger RNA from Plodia interpunctella (Indianmeal moth), 1335 nucleotides. It is a transcript of the gene Ash1, whose product is annotated as achaete-scute complex protein T3-like. Gene Ontology annotation, molecular function: DNA-binding transcription factor activity, RNA polymerase II-specific; RNA polymerase II transcription regulatory region sequence-specific DNA binding; protein dimerization activity. NCBI's taxonomy places the organism in Eukaryota, Metazoa, Arthropoda, Insecta, Lepidoptera, Pyralidae. The coding region runs from base 81 to 662 and encodes 193 amino acids. Gene Ontology annotation, biological process: developmental process; regulation of transcription by RNA polymerase II. The record is from RefSeq and is a predicted model, not a curated record. The transcript is spliced from 2 exons.